AUUUGGUACCAGUUUGGUCAGUCUUUUGCCUGAGGAAGAAGACAUAAGAAAUACUUCAACCUCAUUCAGGUUCUGCCUAGGAGCACCAUUCAAACCUGGAAAAGGAGGACUCAGGUGGCCCUGAAUCAAGACAGCCUCCCUGUUCUGUUCAGGUUCAGAGCAAAGGAGAGUUCAGGGAAAGAGGAGCCAUGAAGGAGGAGGAUCAGGAGGAGAAGCAGCUGCUCUGUCCAGAGGGUCAGUGCCAGUCCUUCAGGCAGUUUUGCUAUGAGGAGGCUGAGGGCCCCCGAGGGAUUUGCAGCCGACUCUCCAGUCUUUGCCAUCAGUGGCUGAAGCCAGAAAGGCACACCAAGAGUCAGAUGCUGGACCUGGUGCUCCUGGAGCAGUUCCUGGCCGUCCUUCCCCCAGAGAUGGCCAGCUGGGUCAAGGAAUGUGGGGCAGAGACCAGUUCCCAGGCGGUGGCCCUGGCCGAAGGCUUCCUCCUGAGCCAGGCAGAGGAGCAGAAGCAGCAGGACAAGCAGCAGGACCUGUUGGGAGAAAAGGCCACUGAAAUCCUGGAGACAGAAAAGGCGUUCUUAGACUCCGGACAGAGAGUGCAGUCCUUGCAGAUCCUACAGAAGGGUUCAGAAAAUGCCAUCUCAUUGGUGUGUGUCCAGGUCUGGACACAACAGUUCAAAAAGGAUAUUGACAAGCUGGAACAGAUCCAGAUAAUGGUGACUGAGAUGAUCAAAAGUGUGGGAACCAAGUCCUAUGAGGAAUGA
Molecule: messenger RNA, 758 nt
Organism: Sceloporus undulatus (fence lizard)
Lineage: Eukaryota; Metazoa; Chordata; Lepidosauria; Squamata; Phrynosomatidae
Product: zinc finger and SCAN domain-containing protein 31-like
Exons: 3
Coding region: 189-758 (189 amino acids)
Source: RefSeq, a predicted model, not a curated record